AUGCAACAUUCUUUAUUUCUACCUCGGUCUUCUUUCUUUCUAUCUUUCUUUCUUUCUAUCUUUCUUUCUUUCUUUCUUUCUUUCUUUCUUUCUUUCUACGCCACUCUUUUUCUCUUUUCACAUUAUUCUUUCUUUUUUCUUUCUUUCUUUCUUUCUUUCUUUCUUUCUUUCUAUCCCAAAAAUCGGUUUUCUUUCUUUCUUUUUAAUUUUCUUUCUUUUCUUUCUUUCUUUCUUUUUAAUCGGUUUCUCUUCUUACAUUAUUCUCAGAUUUUCCUCUUUCUUUCUUUCUUUCUUUCUUUCUUUCUAGGCCAAUCGGCCAAUCGGUUUUCUCUUUCUACAUUAUUCUCUUUCUUUCUUUCUUUCUUUCUUUCUUUCUUUCUUUCUAUACCAUACAUUUCAUUUCUACAUAAAUCUUUCCAUAUUUAUUUUCUCUAUUUCUACCUGUUUAAUUCUUUCUUUUUUUCAUUCUUUCUUUCUUUUUUCUUUCUUUCCUUCUUUCUUUCUUUCCUUUUCUUUCUUUCUUUCUUUUUUCUUUCUUUCUUUCUUUCUUUUUUCUUUCUUUCUUUCUAUGCCAUACACUUCAUUUCUACCUCAAUCUUUCCAUAUUUAUAUAUUUUCUCUGUUUCUACCUGUUUAAUUAUUUCUUUCUUUUUCUUUCUUUUUUCUUUUUCUUUCAUUUUCUUUUCUUUCUUUCUUUCUUUCUUUUUAUUUUUUUCUUUUUUCUUUCUUUCUUGCCUACUUUCUUAUUUACUUACCUAUUUUCUUUCUUAUUUACGUAAUGAUUUUUUCUUUCUUUCUUUCUUUCUUUCUUUCUUUCUUUCUUAUUCUUUCUUUCUUUUUUUCUCCCUUUCUUUCUUUCUUUCUUUCUUUCUAAUUUAA
Messenger RNA from Acanthosepion pharaonis, 879 nucleotides. The record is from the annotation of a GenBank genome assembly. Lineage: Eukaryota; Metazoa; Mollusca; Cephalopoda; Sepiida; Sepiidae.